Molecule: messenger RNA, 4893 nt
Organism: Sebastes umbrosus (honeycomb rockfish)
Lineage: Eukaryota; Metazoa; Chordata; Actinopteri; Perciformes; Sebastidae
Gene: dipk1c
Product: divergent protein kinase domain 1C
Exons: 9
Coding region: 1690-3177 (495 amino acids)
Source: RefSeq, a predicted model, not a curated record
UGAAGGGAGGAAGGAAGAGGAAUGGGGCUGAACGAACAAGCCUGAACACACACUCUUUCUCACACACACACACACACACACACACACACACACACACUUCCAUAGCCAGGCAGUCAGACGUAGGGAGAGCGAGGCAGCGGCAGCGGCAGCAGCACAGCGAGGAGAAACCAGAGCCGCCAGCAUCUUAACGGACGGAGACCUGCUCCUCCAGCUGAUGUCAGGAGGACCCGCAGACAGACUCUUUGCAGACCUGGUGGUUGGUUUAAGCAGGUUUCAGAGAGUUAGACGUCUGCGUUAUUCCAACCAAAGGACCCACCAGUUGGAGGAUUACAAACCACCAAAGGAAGAAGUUUUAGUCAUCUGGACUUUGCAGACAAACAGUGGAAGGUAUCUGGAUCUGAACACCUGCUCACAAUCCUUCAGUUGGGACAUUUCUUUAGGAGUUUUAAUCAUCACCUCGCGGAAAAUCAGAGAGUUUAAUCAUCCGAACUUUACAGACAAAAGUAUUUCAUCACUUCAAAAGAAAGAUUAAGGAUCUGAGAGACACAUAGCAUCAACUAUCUGCUGUCGAUCUUUCUGUCAACGACGUUCAGACAUCAGAACGCCACCAACAAAGUGUUUUUCCUGUUUUCUGACAUCAAGGAAACGUUUUCUGGCUCUAUUUUUCUUGUCAGGCGCUCAUUAAGGAACUCCAAUAUCAAGGACAUUUUCCAGCUUUCUCCGAUACGAAGACUUUCUUCUGUUGGAUGUUUUGAAGUUUGUUCCCUGUGAAGGAUUUCAGGGACAUUUUGGUCCGAGCUCGAUGUUCAAGAGGACUGCAGAAACUACAGACGCCACGAGGACGGCAUCGCAGGGAAUGUGUGUGUGCAUGCUGAAGAGAGAGCGUGUUAGCGUGCAUGAGAGAGUGUGUGUGCUUUGCGUGUUGCAUGCUCAUGUGUCCGGAUGCCACACUGCGCUGCAGACGGGCCCACAUCACCCACAUCACCCACAUCAACACAGUGCGACGGCGACUCGGCUGCUUAGGCGUUAUUUCCUGUUGCUCAACAUUUGUUGAUUCGCCGUGAGGAAAAUAAAUCGACCGGUCGGAUACGAAGAGACAUCUCGUGGAGAAGCUGCAGAGCGAAGCUGGAGGUUUGACCCGGCGACUGGAGCGUGCUACUCUGAUUGGGUGAUUACGCACUGCUCUCUUCUUCUGCUGAACUAUUUGGGCUCGUCUGUGUUUCAUCAGUCCUCCAGUUCUUGUGAGUUUUCCUGACGUCGAGGAGAAACUGAGGAGCGGGCUUUGAUGAUGUGGAUAUUUUUCAUCAUUCAACACAAAUUUCUUGGAUCUUGGAUUACUGCCGUUCCACCUUAACUGGCUGCAGAGCAUCAUGGGAGAUAUGAAGGCACAAUGAAAAUCUGGUUCCUUACUGGUGUAGCAAGAUACGCUGAAGAUAUAAUCCUUUAUUUUUUUAACACACGUUUACUCUUUUUGAAUUUAAGUAUGAUUAAGUAUUUAUUCUCCUUUCUGUCCUACUUGCAAUUUUUUAAAGGAGAUUAUUUAACAUUUUCAAACACUUUUUCUUGAGGUUAUAGAUUAUUUUUUGUGCACGAGAUUUUUCUAGAAUCUGGAGCUCUGCGACGUCCGUCUUUAGUCGGACCACUUUUUAGCACACGAUUCAGAAGACCUGGGACACAUUUUGUGCAGUCAUGCUCCCUGGAGGGCUGGUGUCGGGUGGAGGGGGUCGCGGCGGCGGCGGCAGCGGGCUGUGCCUGCUUCGGUGGCUGGGCCUCAGGCUGUGGUCCCGUCGGGGGACCCUGGUGUUUGCUCUGCUCUGGUUCGGCUCCUGGUUGUUCCUGAAUGGCCUGGUUCUGGUCCACAGGAGCAUCCUGUCCGACUACUGCACCGACGACAAGAGCAAGAGGAUCCUGCAGAGACUGUGCCUGGAGUUCGGCGAGGGCUCGGUGACGGGGGACAUGUGCGAGGACCUGUGUGUGCUCGGCCUGGUCGAGUACAAGCGCUGCCUCUACUACGAGAACGGGAAGAAGGUGAUCGAGGCGCGCUGGAGAGGAAACCCCGUCAUCCUCAAGUCCAAGCUGGAGAACUUCUCCUCGUACGAGCCGCUGGGAAUACUGGACUACCAGGACACGGCAGAGGAGCUCUCGCCGCUGGACGUGGUUUUCUACGCUACUCUGGAAGUGCGAAACUCUCUGGGGCUGGCUGAGGAGGACGAGGACGAAGAGGGAGGAGGAGGAGGAGGAGGAGGAGGAGGCAGUAACAGCUCUCUGGCCAGGCUUUGGGGGAAGAAGCUGAAGAACAGAGAUAAGAGUUACUCCAGAGCAGAGCUGGCCUCGCUCUGGUCUCUGCUGCAGCAGGAGGAGUACACCUUCCUCAGAGUCCUGCAGGACCUCAGCACCCACGUGGCCAAGGUAUUGGGCUCCUGCGGUCAUUUCUACGCCGUGGAGUACCUCUCCGCCGGCCACGCCUGGGACCAGAACAUCUUCUCCCUGGAGGAGGUGGCCGUCUCGGGGCUGCAGGGUCAGGACCGAGCCGGAGCCCGGGGGAGGUGGACCGCCAGGGAGAUGGUGCAUCGCAUCGCGCUGAGCUUCCUGGACAUGGUGUGGCACUUUGACAACGACUUCACCCACAAGCUGCACCUGUGUGACAUCAAACCGGAGAACUUCGCCAUCAGGAAGGACCUGACGGUGGUGGCGAUCGACGUGGACAUGGCGUUCUUUGAGCCCAAGAUGAGGGACAUCCUGGACCAGAACUGCAGCAGCGACGACGACUGCAACUUCUUCGACUGCUCGUCCAGGUGUAACCUGAACAAACGCAGGUGCAGCGCCCGCCGCCGCAACAGCAACCUGCAGGUGAUCUGUGAGAAGAUCUUCAGGCCGUGGUUUUCUCCCACGCUGCUCGGGGCCAAAGCAGGUCUCCCUCUGCAGGUGGAGCUGCAGCGAGCGGUGCAGGAGUGUUCAGAAACAGACGGAGGUGUGGAGGAGAGGGAGGAGAGGGAGGAGAGGGAGGAGAGGGAGGAGAGGGAGGAGGAUGGAGGUGGAGGAGGAGGAGAAGGCAGAGACGUCCAUCAGCGCCUCCUCAGCAUCCUGACCCGCCUCCUCCAGGAGGGGGGGGCCUCAGGUGAGGGAGGAGGGACCUGGGAGGAGAAAGGUCACGACCACACGGCCCUGAACUUCUGAGGAGGAGAAGUGACGACUGUCAGCGACCUAUGAAGGGCCCUACAGAGGGGGGGGGACCUCGGAGGUUCAUCCCUGAAUCCAAUGACUCUCAUGGAGAGAACACAGAUGUUCGUCUGCUGACGGAGAGAAUGAAUCCACUGGCUCAUUUUCAGGUCCAGAGCCACAGUUUGAGCCACUAGCAGGACGUUUCAAUCAGAUCCAAGAGGGAUCUGAAUCCAGAUGGAACGGGACACAGAUUCAGGAUUCUAUCUGUUCAAACAUGAAGUAUAAAUCAGGGCUGUCAAAGUUAACGGGAUAAUAACGUGUUAUUAAACGCCACGGACUUCUUUAACGCAUUAACACAACUUAAUAUUUACAUUUCUUUCAUAUGAAACUAUAGAACCUGAUGAAUCCAUCGGUACCAACCAUGUCAGACUAGCUGGUCAUGACGGAGGUUAAAUAACGCUCCAAAGUUGCGCUUAAUUUUGGCGUGGAAAAAUCGUCUUGUCCCUUUUCAAAGGGGUCCCUUGACCUCUGACCUCUGACCUCUAUCUUAAGGUUGUUUCCGGUGUGUCCUGCACCGUCAGCUCUAGUCUGUCGGAGCUCGCCGGUGAGAGAAAUCACUCUGAUUGGCUGUUCAGCUCAAACCAAUCAGUGCACGAGAAGAGAAACGGACGUGAGGAAAGCGAGAUGACUCUUCUCGUUUUCCAUCUUCAUCUCAUCUGAUCAUUCCAGAUGUUCUCACAGUGACAUGAACAUCUGGAAUGAAGCUAAGUGGUGAUUGGGAGCGGUGUGGAAAUGGUCGCCAGACGCCGCUUUGUUUCAUGUACGCAUCAUAACUCGUAUAUCCACCGUCUUCCAGUUGUUGAAUGAUGAACACAGACUACCGCCGCCUGCUGGCGUGGAGAGUUAUUGUGUUGAUGUGAGGCGUCGCGACAGGCGUCCUUCAUCGCCACUCGUUCUCUGACUGGCUCGGUGCGUCUGGGCCUUUAGACGUCAGUGUUCUUCCGGCCGCUUGACCUCAACUCCAUCCGGCACCUUCGGGAUGAACCGGACCACCGACUGAGAGCCGAGACAUGACAUCACCGCCGUCGGUGUUGGACCUCACCGAUGCUCCUGAAACCAGCAGAGGGGACGCUCCGCUGCUCGCCGUCCAGGACCGCCGUUCAUGACCAGACUGUUGGAUGUUGUGAUGGCUGAGAAUCAGUCUGGACUUCAUCAGGACAUCCAGACGCUCAGCGAUGUCCUCUUCUCAUCAGAGGGACAUGUCCUGUCUUCUUCUACGUGUCCAGUUAGUCUCAGUGAGAUUUAAAACACAACAUCUCUCUCGUUGGUAGAGAGACUGCACUGAGAAAACAUCUGUGAUACAUGAAUGUGAGCUGCAGACCAGAUGUUACCGUUUAGUAAAUCUAUUAAUCUCUAAUUAUAUCAGUUAAUAACUAAAUGAACGCCUAAAGGCUGUUUCGGUGCAGUUUGAAAGCAGAUAACUCAUAUUUUUAAAAACAAACUGUUGCGUACAACGUCCUCAAAGAAACAUUCAUCUUAACUCCAUGAUAAAUCACGUAAAGCUUCACUCACCAUUAGUUGAGUGAAGCUUUAACGAGCGCCGUCUGUCCUGCAGGGAGACAACAGAACAUCUGUUAGCGUGUUUAUGUUCAUGUUGAUAAGAGAACAAACGAUUUAAACCAUAUUUGUUGUGUUCUGAUAAUAAAAAUGUUCAAACAUCUGGAUCAAUAA